Messenger RNA from Nanorana parkeri, 1338 nucleotides. RefSeq names its product interferon regulatory factor 4 (gene IRF4). Gene Ontology annotation, cellular component: nucleus. The coding region runs from base 1 to 1338 and encodes 445 amino acids. Gene Ontology annotation, molecular function: RNA polymerase II cis-regulatory region sequence-specific DNA binding; DNA-binding transcription factor activity, RNA polymerase II-specific; protein binding. Gene Ontology annotation, biological process: regulation of transcription by RNA polymerase II; immune system process. The record is from RefSeq and is a predicted model, not a curated record. The transcript is spliced from 8 exons. NCBI's taxonomy places the organism in Eukaryota, Metazoa, Chordata, Amphibia, Anura, Dicroglossidae.
AUGAACCAAGACGGAGUUUGUGGAAUGACCCCGAUCAGCUGUGGAAAUGGAAAACUGAGGCAAUGGUUGAUUGACCAGAUUGACAGCGGGAAGUAUCCGGGAUUGGUGUGGGAGAAUGAUGACAGAAGCAUUUUUCGUAUACCUUGGAAACAUGCCGGCAAACAGGACUACAACAGAGAUGAAGAUGCUGCUCUUUUCAAGGCCUGGGCACUUUUUAAAGGCAAAUUUCGGGAAGGUCUUGACAAACCAGAUCCUCCUACAUGGAAGACGAGGCUACGAUGUGCUUUAAAUAAGAGUAAUGACUUUGAAGAAUUAGUGGAAAGAAGUCAACUGGAUAUAUCAGAUCCAUAUAAGGUGUACAAAAUCAUCCCAGAAGGCGCAAAGAAAGGACUAAAGCAGCUUGGCUCAGAAGACACUCCAUUAGUAAAUCAUCCAUUCGCUGUACCACAAGCUUACACAUCUCUUCAGCCUCAUUCUCAGGUGCCACACUUUAUGAUGUCUCACGAGCGGAGCUGGAGGGACUACGCACCAGAACAACCACAUCCUGAUCUUCCUUACCAAUGUGCAAGUGUCCCUUUUGCUGCACGUAGUCACUUAUGGCAAAACACUUCCUGUGAUAACAGUUAUCAAGUUACGGGAUCUUUUUAUGCAUGUCCGCCAACAGAGUCACAAACCCCGGGACUUCCAAUAGAACCAAGUAUUCGGUCAGGAGAGGCUAUUGCAUCAGACUGCCGCCUUCACAUCAGCUUAUAUUAUCGUGACACCCUGGUUGAUGAGCGAAUUACAUCGAACCCAGAAGGCUGUAGAAUCGCACAUGGCCAGUGCUUUGAAACAAGUCGCUUGGAUCAAGUCCUAUUUCCUUUCCCGGAAGAUAACAGCCUGAGGAAAAACAUUGAGAAGCUUCUGAGUCACUUGGAGCGUGGUGUCAUCCUGUGGAUGGCCCACGAUGGAAUUUAUGCCAAGAGACUGUGCCAGAGCAGAAUAUAUUGGGAGGGCCCAUUGUCUAUGUACACUGAACGGCCAAAUAAGCUAGAACGGGACUUGCCCUGCAAAUUGUUUGAUACGCAACAGUUUUUAACAGAACUGCAGGCGUUUGCUCACCAUGGUCGCCCAGUUCCGAGAUUUCAAAUUGUUUUGUGUUUUGGAGAAGAAUUUCCAGAUCCACAAAGAGGAAGGAAAUUAAUUACGGCUCAUGUUGAGCCAGUAUUUGCAAGACAGCUAUGUAGCUUUGCUGAACAAAAUGGAGGACAUUUCAUGAGAGGAUAUGACUAUUCAGAUCUUAUUAGCAGCUCUGAAGACUAUCACCGGCCAGUCCGCCAUGUCCCUCUCCCGGAAUGA